Messenger RNA from Bactrocera latifrons, 9251 nucleotides. RefSeq names its product mucin-19 (gene mbl). The transcript is spliced from 9 exons. The record is from RefSeq and is a predicted model, not a curated record. Bases 3033 to 6776 code for a protein of 1247 amino acids. NCBI's taxonomy places the organism in Eukaryota, Metazoa, Arthropoda, Insecta, Diptera, Tephritidae. Gene Ontology annotation, molecular function: metal ion binding.
AGCACUGCACAGCUUUUUGCGUAUUUGUUGCGUUCUCGUCGUGUGAAAUUUUUGUGUGAAGAAAAAAUAAUCCAAACCAUAAAGUUAAAAAUUUUUGAAAUCCUAGCCUCCCCGCAAAAAAUCAAAUAAAUUAUUCGCUUGUAUUUUAACGCUUCUAGUAGCAGCGCCAGCGUAAAACGUGUCUCCCCACCCACCGCCGCGUUUGUUUAUUUCGAUAUUUGGAAAGGAAAAAUUUUGUAGUAAAUAAAGUCAAACAACAGCCAAUUGUUGUUGUAACCAUAGCUAGGCUACACGAAAGUGUUAUUGGAAAAAAAUUAAAGCGUAUCGCUCCAACAACGCGCCAGCUGGUGUUGCACGAAAUUUUCGCUGAAAGUCUUUCGCUGCUCCACAAAGUGAAUUAGUCGUUGUCUUCGCUAGUCGAUCGCCGCUCGAAGCGUUCAAAGUAAAUAAAAACGAAAUUUUCGUGGCGCCGUGUGUCGGAAGCGCUGAAUAAAUAUACAAAUAAAUGUAUAUGUAAAUAAAUGUGUAAAACAAACAGAAAUUGAAGUUGCGAAUUUCGCGCGCGCGUUUUACAUUUUCCAACAACGUCAUUUCCACUGGAAUUGUGCAAAAGUUGAAUUUUUAAAAGCAGAUAAAAAACAAAAUUUUUCAAAAAAAAAAAAUCGCCCGAAGUCGUUAUCUGCUUGCCAAGUUAAAUGCGAAAAAAGUGUUCUAACAUUUAGUGCUGUGCAAAUAUUAAUUAGCAACAACAACAAAGCAAACGUUUUAUAUUGCGCUCUCCCAGCAACAAAUGAGUUACACUAAAAACCGGCUAAGCUAAAAUUGUAUUGCGACGAUAUUUACUAUAUAACGCAGUGCUAAAUAAAUACAAUAAUAAACAUAAAAAUCUCGAAAACAAGGUUUUUAUUGCAUAAUAUUAACUAGUUUUCAACCAACAACACAAGCAACAGUGGCAAAUGAAAGUAAAAGUGCAAAGCAAAACAAUUCAGAGAACAACUUGUGCAACAAAAGUAUAGAAAUAUACAUACAUACCCACAUACAUACAUAAAUAAAUAUGUAUAUUUGUGUACAAUAAAUUAUUUACACAGCCAAUCAGUGCUAGCAAAUCGGCAGCAACAAAAAGUGUGUGAAAUAAAAGAGAAAAGUAAACAAAAUAAUAACGGUAAUAAGAGGCAGGAAAGUUCAUAUUAUUACUACUACCAGGCGGCAAGUGAGUAAAUAUAAAGCAAACGACUGCGUAGUGCGAUUUUUUGUUGUUAUUGCUGUGCAUUACAACGCGCUGAACAAGCAAGAAAAGUGAACAAGUUCGUCACCGCGAUAAAAUAAAAUACAACAACAAUAAAAUAUUACAGAAAUUAAAAUAAGAACCGCAACAAUACUAAAAAAGCAGCAACAAAAAUACCACAACAACAACAAAGCAUCAUCUACAGAUUUCGCCUUGUGCAUAUGACGAGCUCUUUUUCUCGUGCAACAAGCUGCAAAAGUAUUUUUUCACCAAGUCCAACAAGCAGCCCCAACAGCCCCAGCAACAAUACAACAGCUGCAAAUAACUGAGAAAAUAUUUUUGCAUCUCAUUUUCUAUGAAAUUAAGAUAUUGUAAAAACAGCGUGUGUAUGCUCAAAAUUGCUUUAUAUCACUCACAAACAUUUGCAUAUUAAAUAUUAGCUAAAGAAAAAACUUAACUCGAAAGCUAAACAAAUAAACACAAAGACCACUCAUAAAAACCAAAACCAAUCUUAAAAGUGCUAACUACUGCUCUAUAAGUAUACCCGCAAAAAAGACUCCCUCUCCAAGCUAUCCGCAAAAUUAUCUACAAUAUCUACAUAUUUUCACUAAGUUAGUGUCCGCAAAAAUAUUUUGAAACUUGUGAAAGCUUGUAAAUUUGGCGUAAAAGCUCUCCGAUUAAAAGCUUUCAGUGAAAACAGUGAAAAGGUAAUAAACGGAGGAAUAGUGCGCAGCUGCAACGUGGCUUAAAAACAAAGCUUGAAAGAAGGCCCGUAAUUUUGAGCUUUGAAACCAAUUUGUUAACCGCUUCCCCUCUUACCCAGGCUUUUACCCAUACAUUUAUAUACAAAACGCUAAUAUAUUUAUAUAGCAAGAAAGCAAAUUAAAGUGAAAAAGUGAAUUUAUUUUUAAUACCAAAGCUUCUGCUCUUACCAAACGUGUGCAAAUUUUUAAAUUGGUUUCGAUAAUUUAUUGUUGUGCUGCAGUAAAUAGACUUAAAUAAAAUAGUUGCAAAACUUAAACGAGUACCACUCUUGCGAUACUGUUUUACGUGGCUUACGCUUCUGGCAGCGAGCUUUCAGAAAAGCUCCAAAAGAUUGCUGGAAUAAACUAUCCGAAAACACUGAAACCAACAAAAAAUUUUGAAUUUCUAGUCAACGACUAAACCGCGUUGCCAUAACGACGAACCGCGAUUUGGACAAACGUGCGCUGAUAAGUUCCAACAUUCAGUUAACCACGCCGUAAACGUCAAACAUAUUUCGCAUAAUUCGUAAAACUCAAAUUUACAAUUUAUUAAAACCGGAAUAUUUCAAAAAAGCUCAUAUAACUGACAAGAGACCGGUAAAAGUAUUUUCUUGUUAAAUUUCACAAACAAAAAAAUUAAGAAAGAAAUCCACAACGAAGUCAGCAAGGGAACAACAAAAUCGGUUGCAGAUUUGCGAAAGCUCCCGUGUAAAAGCGUCAAAAGCACAACAGUGCCCCAAGGAAAGCUACAAAGUAUUCGCAUUGAUAACAGCUCAUAAAGAGGAGAAUUUGUUUUGAAAUAAUAAUAAAAAAAAGUCUCGAAGACUACUACGCAUAAAUCUCAAAAGCUCCUUGUACAACUACCAAGUGCAGGCACAUGUGAAGCGUGCAAGCGGCAGUAAAACAAAAAAGUUAGAAAAAAUCACAAGCUCUCCUACCCGUGUGUGAACCCGUAAGCAAACAACUGUGAAAAUUGAUAAAAACCAAUUAAUUUUACCAAUAAACCCCAAAUUCAAGUAACCUUUUGUGAACACUCUCAUAACAACAAGAACUAUAAUAAGAAAAUGGCAGCUGUCGUCCAUGUGAAUAGCCUGUUGAAUGGCAAAGAUUCACGCUGGCUCCAAUUGGAGGUGUGCCGUGAAUUUCAGAGGAAUAAAUGCUCCCGCCAAGACACCGAAUGCAAAUUCGCUCAUCCGCCCGCCAAUGUCGAGGUACAGAAUGGAAAGGUGACCGCUUGCUAUGACAGCAUUAAGGGUCGCUGUAAUCGUGAUAAACCGCCGUGCAAAUAUUUUCAUCCACCACAGCAUUUGAAGGAUCAAUUAUUGAUAAAUGGACGAAACCAUCUUGCCUUGAAGAAUGCACUGAUGCAACAGAUGGGUAUGGCAACUGGACAGCAAGUCAUACCGGGACAAGUGCCAGCCGUGCCUCUUGUUUAUUCACAGGCCACAAAUCCCUACUUAACCGGCAUACCGGCCAAUCCGUACCCUAGUCCAUACUAUGCGCCUGGAACUUUAGUGCCUGCAUUACUCGGACCAGAUCACACACAGUUGGGUCAAGUGGUGCCACAAACGGUACAAGUGGCACAGCAGAAAAUCCCACGAUCCGAUCGAUUAGAGGUUUGCCGUGAAUACUUGCGCGGCGCCUGCAAGCGCGCCGAGUCGGAGUGUCGCUUUGCGCAUCCGCAGGAUAGCGUCGCCAGGCACGAUGACGGUUCGAUAACGGUGUGCAUGGAUGCCGUGAAGGGCCGUUGCACGCGCGAUCCGUGCCGCUACUUUCAUCCCCCCUUGCACCUGCAGGCACAAUUAAAAGCGGCGCAAACGCGCGCCACUGCUGUCGCUACUGCGCACCAUCAUUCGACCACCAACAUGCCGUCGUCAGCUGCCGUCGUCGCUGCCGCAGCCGCUGCUGCCCAACAGCAGGCCGCCCAAGCUCAGGUCCAGGCUCAAGGCACAACGCAGACGAAUGCCGCCAAUGCUGCUGCCGUCGCCGCUGCCGCUGCACUAGCUAUGGGUGCCGCAGGCGGUGGUGUGGGAGCGAGCGCUGGCGCUCAUCAUGCACAGCAUCAUCAUCAUCAUCAACUGGAAGUGGGCAAAAAACGUGCCGCCGCGGACAAUGACAUGCUACAACUGAUGGAUGUUAAAACGGCUUUCUCCGGAAUGGUACCGUUCAAGCGUCCCGCUGCCGAGAAAUCCGGUAUUCCAGUGUAUCAACCCGGCGCGACCACCUACCAGCAACUCAUGCAACUGCAACAGCCGUUCGUACCAGUGUCAUGUGAGUACCAAUCUCAAAAUGGUGGGACGCCAUUGAGCGCCACUACCACUACCUCUACUUUGAGUACUUCUACUACUACUACUACUACCAAUAUGAAUCCAUAUAAUGCUACUACUGCAACAGCAGCAGCACAAGCAACCGCCGCCACAGCAGCCGCAACAACAACAACAGCGGCGGCUACAAUUGGUGCCGCCACAUUUUUAGGUGCUAGUAUCACAACACAACAACAACAACAACAGAUUGAACAGCAUCACCACCAACAACAACAGCUACACAAUCAGCAAAUGCAACAACAGUUGCAUCUGUUACCGCCACCACCACCAACCACAACCACACYACCAACAACAACAACUGUCACUUCCAAUUAUCAUUUACACCAACAUUAUAGUAACAAUAGCACCCUGUAUAAAAUUAAUAAUAACAACAAUAUCAAUAAAAACAAAGACAAUAGCAACAACAUUAGCGCUCUAACAACCCCACCCAAAUCCAAUUCCCCCUCCGCUAGCAUACAUUCGACCCCAAACACAGAUUCAUUGCAAAUAACAACACCAACAUCAUCACCAUCCGAAACAACAACAACAACGGCAGAUGUUAAUAGUUUGUAUGAGUCAAGUAGUAGUAGCACACACACACAGGCUAGUAACGGUAAUCACAACGGCGAUCAAGACGGCAAUGAGGUGUCGUCAAUGCUCCCGCCAACAUCAUUGUCGUCGCCAGGCGGCGCAACAACAAUUUCGUCAGCGUAUGUGCCAUACAACAAUGGCGAUAGUAAUUUGGCUAGUAGCAACAACAACAAUAAUAAUAAUAAUAAUGUAUUAUAUGUGAAUAAUAAUAUUUUGAGUAACGGUAGUAAUAAGUUAGCUCCCACAACAACACCAACAACAACAACUAGUGCGGCAGCAGAAGCAGCAGGUGAAGAUUAUGAUGACGCUGCUGAUGGCAACGAUGCUGUCGCGCCAGCAGCUGUUACAUCAGCAACAACUUCAGUAAGUAGCAAUUCGCUCUUCGCUGCCUCUGCUGGCGCACACACUUACGACACCACAACAACAACAGCAAAAUCAUCGGCACUAACAGCACACACAGCCAAUGCUAGCGCUAGUAGAAACGAUAAAGACGCUAGUGAAGAUAGCAAUAACAACAACAGCAACAAACCCUACUUUAGCAACAGCAAGUACAGCUACAACGCUUCGGCUAACCCUUACAGCGUCGCCAAUUCACCUGUCAAAUAUGCCACACAUAAGACAUCAAGCGCCGCCGCCAAUGAGGCAGCUCACUCCGCGUAUGCCGCCUACGCCUACCAAGCACAGGCAGCCCAAGCCGCACACUCUCAUGCGUCCGCGAUCGCCUCAUCCACUUAUCCGUCCACCAGUUUGUCCAACGGCGCACACAGUGACACACAGUCAUACAGCGUCUACAACGGGCUUAAUGGACAUGCCACCUCAGUCGCCGGCAUAUUGCCGACUCCCCAUUCAGCUGCCGCAACGGCGGUUUCCGCUGCCUCUGCAGUUGCCUACCAGCAGGCACAUCAACAGCAGCAGCAACAACAGCAGCAAAUGUUGCGUCUCUAUAAUCAAUACGCUGGCGUACCCACCAGCGCUACCACGUCUUACGCCAAUUUGCUGGCUGCUUCGCAUGCCGGUUAUGCCACACCCACAACCACUAUGGCUCACAUGUCGGCGGCAGCAGGCAUGACUGUGCCUUCGUACGCCGCUGCCUACGGUAUUCCCGCUUCGUCGGCAGCUGGCGCAGCCACUCUGACGCCCACAUAUGCCUACAGCGCUUAUGGCAGUGCCACACCCACCGGCUAUUAUGCCGAUGCCAGCGCUCUAGCCAAAGAGGCCGCCCAAAAGUACCAUGCCAACGCUAUAAAAAUGGCUGCCGCGGUCAAUGCUAAUCAACUGAGCGGCAAACCGCUUACUGCAGUUGCCGCUGGUGGUAUGGCCGGCUUACAGUUAGGUAAGGCUUACAUGACCGCCAUGCCUGGUAGCGCUAAUGCCAUAGUUGCCCAACAGCAGCAACUCUCGCUCUUACAGGCACACCACAUCGCACAAGCGCAGCACGCCGCCGCUGCAGCAGCCGCUACUCGUUCAGCGCUAGCGGCGAGCUCACUGUCCAGCUCGGGCAUGUCAACGCCCGUCGGUACGCCGGUGCAUACGCCCACUCCUGGCGUGGCCGCGAGCGGUCUGCUAACGCGGCCCUCUUCUGCUGCUGGCAAUUAUAUCAGCGCAGCUACAUCUCAUACCGCGCUGCGUCCGCAAGCAGUGCAGCUGACUGCCGCACCUUCCGCCAGCAAUUCGCCGUACGCGGCCGCAGCCGCAGCGGCUGCCAUGCAACAACAGGGCUUCUUCUACCCAGCUGGCAUGAUGGCUGCACCCGCGACACCGGCUUAUCCGUAUGCAGCGAUCGGUGGCAUACCGACUGCUAUGCCAACGGCAGCUGGUAUGCCAACCGCGCUCUCUGGCAUAACCACCGCACCGGCAAGUGCGGCGGGCAGUGCCAUGGUGCUUAAUCCAUACAAGAAAAUGAAGACCUCGUAAGCAGUUAGUUUUUUGGAGGCGUUUAACCAUACACGCGCACAAAAUCCCUUAGACUUACAAUACCAAACGGAUAUGACAAACUAAUUUGUUAGCUAAGUCUAGCAUGCAAGGGCAAGGCGCUGCGUUUCAUCCUUUUUACUUAAACAUGAGAGUUUAUUCAAAGCUUUUAUGGCGGCGCUUUACCAAUGCAUUUGUACUUAAAAAGCUACUUAAGCAUACUUUGCAAAUACGAAACAAAAGUAUCACAAGUAUGUACAUUAUCAUUUGGACUUACAAACAGACAAUUUUAAUAUAAUCGUGCCUACUUUUUGGGUAUAACCUAAAGCGAAAGCUGUCAUAAGCAUUAAAAAGCUUAAAUACAUGUUAGAAAUAGAGUUAUAAGACAAAUAAAUAAAAUGCAUCACUACGAAGUAAACGAAAACUUUAAAAACGCCCAUAAAUCCCUUACAUCAAUAUUAAGCUCCACAUUGAGCUUUCACGCAUACAUUGGAGUUUGCAUAUAAACUUAAAAUUAACUACUGAAAAACAGUAGCAUUUUACUUUAAUGACUUACUUAUUAGGCGGCACUCAAAUUUUACAUAUUUGUUUUGUAUACAGCAGCUCGCUGUAGAAUUAUUUAACAAAAAGCUUUAAGUUGCCAUACAACAUGAGAUUUACCAUGUUUAUGAAUUAAGCAUUAAUCCUGCUUUAAGCAACAAGGUUAAUACAAGUAGCUGUUAUCAGUUGAGCAGAACUUAAAGCGUAAUUUGUCAAAGCUCACGAGCUUUUAAUUCAGCAAGUUAUGCUUAACUGUAAAAUCCCAGCCUAAUUCAUGCCAUUAUAACUAAUUAUAUUCUUGUAGACAUUAAUUUUCGGUUUUCCGUUUAAUACUUUAAGAAUAUUUUAUUAAAGCGGAGUGUGAGCUUUUCAAAAAAUUAAUUUUCUUCCAAUAUUUUCGUUAAAAAAUUAAGAACAACGAAACAAAAACUAUUAGGAUAAAAUUAAUGCUCUGUUGGUAUUUGUCAUAUUUUCGCACAAUUGCAUAGAAGCUAAAAAAGAUUUGCUAAUGUAAUAUAAGCUUUCACAAUAAUUCGUACAACUAACGAACUACUGCGAUAGCGCGAAAUUUAUAAAACUUUUUUCGAGAAAAUAUGUUGCAACACUUAAGUUAAUUAGAAAUUUACAAAAAAGCUUUUUCAAUAUGAGUACUUAAUUGAAAGCUGAAUCAAUUAACGUAUUUCAGCAAUACGCUAAAAAAAUCACAUGACAAUGACAAUGUUAAGCCAAAAGCCAAAACUAUUGAUAAAACGGCAUUUUACUAUCAAGAGCUUUCACAAAUUUUUAUAAAUAUGCAACGUUUUUAUUUUACCUACGUUCCUAUGUAGCCAUAAAAUGCUUCAGAUUAUGUUUACCAUGCUCCUCCAAUGAUGAAUAAUGAUGAAUCGAAGCAAAAAUGUAUUAUAUCCCAGUGGUUUUGAAAUGAAAGCUUCUUACAAAAGCGUUUACUAUAUAAAUGAAGGCAACAUUUUUUAACAGUAGGUGGCGCUGUAGUAGUUAGCAAAAAUAGCAACGCAGCUAAACAAUAAGCACUAGAAGUAGUCAAAGCUGCACAAGCUUAAUGAAAGCUCGACGCAAGUAGUGAAACUUUUUUAACUACUUAUAUAGUACUGUAUAUUUUUAACAACCUAGCACUAGUUUCGAAACAUUGCUAUGAAAUAAAUCUGAGAAAGCGUCUUUAAAGCUUACGCUCUCUCUCUUACGUCUCGUUGUGCCCACCAAACUUCAUUUACGCAGUUGACGCGUCUCUUUGAAAGACGCUAGAUUUUUAUUUUGUUGCAGUGACACUGUUAAUAAUUUUCUUAAUUUAUAAUAUGUAUAUUAGCUGUAAGUAGUUUACGUCCCAGAUUGUGCUGUGUAUUAUCUAUAUAUACACUCACGCAUACAUACAACUAUUACUCUUUCCCUCUCUAUCUAGUUGCCAUGCUCAUUCGAUAUAUAACUCUCGAGGGUUAUUGAAAGUAUUUGUACACAUAUACACGUUUCAGUUCGAACACUGCCGCGCCUAGCAGCGCUAGGAGUAUUUGCACAAAUCUCGUAAACAUUUGAGCAUAUUUCUCUACUCACUAAUAGUUUUUAAGUCACACUUUCCUAUAAAUAAUUUAUUUAUUUUUCAACCGUCAAUUGUUCCUUCAAUUAACUUAAGUAUAUGUUUGAUGCAAUACAUGUACAACAACAAAUUCAACGAAUGUGUGUGGUGUGAGGGCAGCGCUCUCAAUACGCCAUGCGCUCUGCGCUCAUUCGCGAUACACUGCAAAAAAUUUAUACGUAUGACUUACUAACCAUUUUUACUAGCGUAGUUUCUUGUUUUGUGUGUUAUUUUUAAAGCAUUCAAUAUAGAUUCGUGUAGUUGUUUUAGCAUUUAGUUAUAGUCUAGGUGUUUCAAAUCUACAAAUAAUUGUUUUUCAAUUAGUAUUAGUCGUUUGGCAAGCAAUUAUU